Ilex paraguariensis (yerba mate) is the source of this 1164-nucleotide messenger RNA. The record is from the annotation of a GenBank genome assembly. NCBI's taxonomy places the organism in Eukaryota, Viridiplantae, Streptophyta, Magnoliopsida, Aquifoliales, Aquifoliaceae.
AUAGUCUGAUAAAAUUGACAAAAAAUUAUUUUCAUAACAAAUAAAUUUUUUUUGCGGACUUAAAUCCAAACAAGUACAUAUAUCUCCAAAUUUUACUAUUAAAUAUGGCCCGGCCCGGAGGGUUCACCCGAUGAACCGGUUCUUGGACCGUGAUGGGUUGCUAAUUUUCCCGGCAGUUUUUAUAAAAUACGUAUGAACCGGACUGUUCUGUUUAGUCAGGACCGGUCUGAAUAGCUGGUAUAAAAAUCAACCUCUAUCCCUAAAAAUUUGCCGCUCAUCGAACAGAUCUUUCAGGACUGAGUCUCAGGUCAUCUCUCCCAAUCGUCCUCGCACGCUGCAACCGUCGUUCGGCGUUUGCCCUACAUCGUCUCGGUCGUCUCCGUCAGGAAUGAGCCAUUCACAAGAUACUUCCGCUCUUAAGCGGAAAAGGCCAGAAUCGAAUCCCCUUACUCAGUCUCUUGUCGAUGCUGACCGUGCAGUUCUCACAGUGAUCAAAAGUAAAGAAGAUAUGGGAAUCUGGACAAGAGACAUCAAACGAGACACAAACCUACCAGAAAAUCUUGUUAAUAAAUCCCUCAAGUCACUUCUAGCAAAGAAACUGAUAAAGGAGGUUGUAAACAUCCAAAGCAAGGGGAGAAAACACUACAUGGCAGCUGAGUUUGAACCAUCAAAGGAAGUCACGGGUGGCUCCUGGUAUGUGGAAGGGAAUCUUGAUAAAGAAUUCAUUUCUGUUCUCAAAGAUUUUUGCUUUAGGUUCAUACGUAGUCGGAAGGUUGCUACAACGGAGCAAGUUCACGAUUUUUUCAAGAAAAGUGGAGCCAUUAAGGUUGAGUGCACAGUUCAGCAAAUUUCCGAGAUAUUGAGGUGUAUGGUUUUGGACAAUGAAAUUCUAGAGGUGAAGAGUACUGGAUUGGGAGAAUAUCAUUCUAUUCCUAUUGGCACGUCUUGUUAUAGAUGUGCAACUGGGGCAGGGAUUGGACAGGGUCCAAAAAUUGGGGCAAUGGCUUCAAUUCCAUGUGGUGUUUGUCCCAGGAUUAGUCAAUGCACACCCAAUGGAAUUAUUUCACCAAGUACUUGUGCCUACUUCACAAAAUGGUUGGAUUUUGAUUACUAAUGGAUUUUAUUUGAGCUAUUUUUCAAAUUGGCUUUUCAUAUUUUGAGUAC